AUGCCGAGGCAUUCGCAGCGCCCGCGUUCACUGAUUGGGGGCGCGCUGCGUGGAGCAGGACUUGCGUUGGACGAGCAGAAGGACGCAAGUACAGCGCGCAUGCCGAUAGACGAGGAAGAUACGGCCAAGAGCCGCGCGCAGCGGCGAAAAACCGCACGGAGCGCCGCGGGCCCCGUCGGCGGCAGGCCGCCGAAGCGCGGCGUGAACAUCAACAGCCUUGCGCGUCCUGCGAACCAGGCGCACGGACGAAACAAAUCGCUGGGCGCACACACGAUCGGCGCUGUCCAAGACGUUGCGCCGCAGACGAAUGUCGUCGAGACGCUCCGUGGUUUCCUCCAGUCGCGCUGGGACGCUGCGAAUUGCCUGCUCAACUUGGAAAACAUGCAAGAUGAUCCCAUCCUUGCUGCUGCGAAUAUACGGCCGCCGGGCGCGCCGGGCGCGCACCGCGAUAUCGGCACCGCGAUAUGGAAGCUUAGCGGGGACAUGUUUCCGAGCAUGAUUACGCUCUCUCUUGCGGGGAAUGGUCUGAGCACGCUGCAGCCUCUGUCAAGUCUUGCACAGUACCUGCCCAAGCUUGCGAACCUGUCGCUGGAGCGCAACGAGCUGCGCUGGGCGCGCGAUCUGGACGUGCUCGCCUCGAAAAAGCACGGGCUCGACGCGCUCCAGGAGCUUGUACUGAUCAGCAAUCCCAUGCAGCAGAAUGCAGUCGAUGCUGGCAACGAGGAUGGGUACAGACGCGAUGUCCUUGCCAAGUUUCCCGGGCUCCGCAUCCUCGACAUGAAGCCCGUCUCGAGCGUCGAGCACGGGUUUUCCCAGCUCUUCCGCGGGCGCGCAUCGAAAAAGGCAGGGCCAGAGGCGGCGCAGGUACCACUGCGCAACUUUCCGCUGCAAACCAAGCCGGGAUUCAUUGACGGGGACGCGGCCCAGGUCGUGCCCGAGUUUCUCUCCUUGUUUUUUGCGCGCUACGACCAGGACCGCGCGUUGCUUGCGCCCGUUUACAGCGAACAUGCACUCUUCUCCCUCAGUCUCAACUCCAGUCCGCCGCCUCGUGCUCGUGCACAGCGGCUGAUGCAUACCAUGCCACAUCAAAAAGAGCUCGUGCUCGACCGCUACAUUGCGCUCGGCUCGCGUAACAUCCUUCGCUCGCACACCGCCAAAGCACUGCUCCGCACCCUGCACCAGGGCAGCCGCGCUAUUGUAGCGUUCCAGCAGCGGCUGCCCCACACGACGCACCCGCUGCACGACGCGUCCAAGUUUGUCGUAGAUGCCUGGGUGCUUCCCAAUGUCGAUGUGCAGGCACAGACAAGCGCCACAGAAAAGCCAGAUGCGCUCCUGUUCAUCAGUGUGCACGGCGAGUUUAGCGAGGCACCUUCCCAAGGACUCCGCUCUUUUGACCGCGUAUUUAUCGUUGCACCCACCGCGCCGGACUCGCAAGCCGCACAGCACGGCUGGCCAUGCUUGAUCGUCUCGGAUACGCUCACCAUCCGCCACUACUCGAGCUCCGCAGCAUGGGCGCCCGACACGCUGCCCACCGGGCCCGUCACCGGGCCCAACGUAGCGCCCGACGCGCCGGCCGCCGGCCCCCUUCCUGCCUACCUGCAGUCACAGGAGCCAUUUCCCAACAUUUCCCCGGAGCAGCACACACUUGCACUGCAACUUGCCGCACAGACGCGGCUCUUGUAUCCCAUGGCGGUGCAAUGCUUGGCCGACAAUGCGUGGGAUCCCGCGCGCGCGCUCGCGAAUUUCAGUGCGCUGCAGGCCUCGCACGCGAUCCCUGCAACGGCUUUUGUACCUACAUAG
Molecule: messenger RNA, 1800 nt
Organism: Malassezia vespertilionis
Lineage: Eukaryota; Fungi; Basidiomycota; Malasseziomycetes; Malasseziales; Malasseziaceae
Gene: MEX67
Product: nuclear mRNA export, poly(A)+RNA binding protein
Exons: 1
Coding region: 1-1800 (599 amino acids)
Biological process (GO): poly(A)+ mRNA export from nucleus
Cellular component (GO): nucleus
Molecular function (GO): RNA binding; protein binding
Source: RefSeq, a predicted model, not a curated record